Messenger RNA from Heterostelium album PN500, 3696 nucleotides. RefSeq lists its product as uncharacterized. The record is from RefSeq and is a predicted model, not a curated record. The coding region runs from base 1 to 3696 and encodes 1231 amino acids. The transcript has 3 exons. NCBI's taxonomy places the organism in Eukaryota, Evosea, Eumycetozoa, Acytosteliales, Acytosteliaceae.
AUGGGUAAUAUUGAAAGUGCACCUAAGAAUGUUAAAGAAACAAUCAGAGAAAAUGAUAAAAACAAACAAGUUAAAAUAGUGUGUUCGUGGAUAGCAAAAAAAUCAUUGUUUAGUUGGUUUGGUCCCAAUCACUGGUCUGUCAUUUUGCAACUUGAUAAUGGUCAAUAUGCAUGUAUUCAAAAGCAUAACUAUAGUUUUGUAGUAUCGUUGGUGAGAAACUCAUUGGAGUCGGCAGCACUCGAAACCUGGGGUGAGACAGGUCGGAGAGUCAGGUUAUCAUGCUAUGGAGAGGUUGACAACAUCACAUGGAGCUCCUUCUUUGAAAGAUUUGUCUAUGAUCAAAGAUAUUUCUUACUUUUCGAUGAUUGCCAAAAUUUCUCAAGAAUAACAUGUUGUUAUGCUCAAACAUGUUCAACUAAUGCAAGUUGGAGAGAGCCAGUUGCAUCAGCUAGUGUUCCAGUUUCACCAGCUAUUCUCACACAAAAUCCAGCAUAUUCUAUCUAUGGAACAUCAGAUACUCAAUGGAGAGUGAUGUGUGAUUGGAACUAUGAUCAAACUACCUUGACAGUGGCCACAGGUCUUUCCAAUGGUUUGUCAGUGGCAGGUGCCCUGAAAUUGACUACCUCUGUUUGGGGACCAAGAUAUGUGUUUUUGGCAUCCAGACAAUCGACUACCAUUGCCUAUCGUGCAGGUCGCCAGUAUCAAGUAGACUUUUCUUUCCUUCUAGGUGAGACACAAGCUCAGUACAAUACCAUCACCAACAUCUCUGUUAUUAUAGCCAAGAAGAUCGAUGUCAACGGUUGGCCAAAUGGUUGGUUAUCCGAAGACUUUAUUGUUGCACGUAUCAAAGGUACCACCUAUGGAAGUUGGAGUUCCACCAACGCUUGGGUAACCAAACAAAUUCUAUUCACUCCUUCGAUUGAUAUUGCCGAGUCCACACUUUUCAUUCAAAUCUACUUUAACGAACUGUCUGGACCGACACCAAGAAAAUAUUAUUUCCGUGAUCUCAGAUUAACUGUACCAUCGUACGCAAUCACAACACCAGCCAAUCUGCUCACCCAAGAUUCAGAGUCAAUCGUACUUCCAAGACCACCUCAAUCACUUGAUCCACAAGACAUCUCGAAAUGUCCUUAUCUCCAGACUGGAUUGAAACAUUGGCACGAUCCAGCUACUUGGGGAGCAGCAGGUGUACCUUCUCCAAACACAAAUAUCACCCUGCCAGCCAAUACAAAAGUUUUGGUAUCAUCUUGCUCCAUGUCUUCAACUCAAGUGUACCAAAAGAUUGUUGUUCCAGCCACCAGUGAAUUGAUAUUCAUGGACGCCAAUAUGACUAUUAAUUUCCGUGAUAUCUAUGUACAAGGUAAACUUAUUAUGGGUACCACUCAAUGUCGUUACAAUGCACGAAUCAAUUUAAUCUUUAGCGGUGCCAAAACAUUGCAAGAUAAUAUUGCACCAUUCCUAGGAACAAAGGGUAUUGGUGUUGCACAGAAUGCAUUCAUUUCUAUGCACGGUAAACAAUAUCAUAACACUUGGACCAAGUUGGCUACAACUGCAUACACUGGUGAUCGUGUUGUCUACCUGUUGGACAAUGUAAACUGGGAAGUAGGACAACAAGUAUUCAUUACAACCUCUUAUAUGCUUGAUGAUCCUUCGUACAACCUAAAUGAAAUCCUUACGAUCGAAGCAAUCCAAGGAAAAAGAGUUCAGUUCACGCAACCGGUGCAAUAUCUUCAUUACGGUGGUCAAGAAUACCAAUCUGAAAUCGGUUUGCUCAGCAGAAGAAUCAAACUAUCUGGUUCACAAGCAGAUUCUACUGAAGCCAAUGGAUUUGGAGGACAGUUGAUUAUUGUAGGAGAAGGACAAGUUGCAGGAGUAGAAUUCGAACGAUUUGGACAAAAGAAUCUAAAGGCUAGAUACCCAGUACAUUUCCACUUGGCCAAUACUGUCAAGAAUUCUUAUAUUUCCGAUUGUUCCGUACAUGAUUCCUUCUACCGUUGCAUCACCAUUCAUGGUACAAACAAUUUAACAGUAACAAGAAACACUGCUUUCAAUGCAUAUGGACAUUGCUAUUACUUGGAGGAUGGUGUCGAAGAGAACAACACAAUCUCUUACAAUUUGGGUGCCUAUAUUAAAACCAUUGGUACUCCAGCGGCUGGAACUACACAACAAGGCGAAUGGUUCUAUGAAAGUGAUGACCUAAAACAACCUGCUGAUGUUGCUGCAAGCCCAUUUUAUAUUACCAAUUGUUAUAAUAGAUUCAUUGGAAAUGCUGCAAGUGGUGGUUGGGCUGGAUUUAGUUUUCCAAAUCUUUAUAAACCAAUUGGAAAUCAUAAAACUGUUAAUAUUGUCCCUGCUUCUAGACCUUUCCUAGAGUUUAAUGGAAAUUCAGGACAUUCUUCAGGUUUCUAUUUCAAUUUUGGUGGAACUUUUUAUGUCGGUGGUAAUCUUUCACAUUCGUUGGUAGAUGGUACACUGAUUUACAAUUCCGGUAGAACAUCACGUCAAACCUUGACUUCAUCUGGUAAUAUUGCAUUCUUGACCUUUACCAAUACCAAAGUAUUCCUUUCUCAUAUGGGUGUCGCUCAUUGGGGUGAUACAGUUGAGGUAAUCGGUUUGGAAUCGCAUGAUUCCAGUCGUCCUGCUACUUUGUUUGGUCAGGCAUGGCUCCACAAUGCAAUCGUUAAUGGACAAACCCAAAAUGCUCUCUCUCGACUCGACACUUACACCAGACAAGGUUUCCAAUUCUACGAUACCUUGGUUCAAACAGUUCUCAGUAACAUUCAAUUUAGAAAUUUCAUUCACAAUCCAAAUGCACCAAACCCAGAAGAAGAUAACUCUGCUAUUGUUGGUAUUACAUUCUCUGAUGUCUAUAAACCACAAGGUAUCUCUGCAACCAAGAACAUAUCGUAUGUCAAUGUACCAGAUUCUCAGAUUGUCGGAUUAAACGUAAUUCCAACCGGAGCAUCAAGAUUCUUUAACUUUAUGGAUUGGGAUGGUAGUGCAACAAAGCGAGGUGUUCCAACUCUUUUAGGAUCCACUCCAAACUGGUGGAAUUUCCAUAGCUCCUGUUCAUUCCAAAACAACUGGAAAACAUGGCUUUGUAACAAGGUUCCAGGUUAUGAGAUUGCCAGUUUGUUCUUUAGAGUUCCUGGAUUCAUCGAGUGGAACGAGUCCUAUCCUGGAUGGCCACUCACACCCAUUGGUAAUUUCUCAUUGUUUGGUAAUGGAAUUACCGAUCGUCGCACUAUCCCAUUCACUCAGAAUCCAGGUAUGACCGGUAUGUCCAAUUUCGGUUGGUACAUGUAUACCUUUAGAGGAUCACCAACUUUCAUUGAGUUCCAUCUACUCCAGAUUCCAUUCAACAAUCACAUCAUCAUGGCUAUUCCAUACCCAGCUGGAACCACAUUCUCUAUAGUUGCCUACUACUAUGAAGAGAGUCGUACUUUCACACCAGUAUCAAGUUUGGCAACACUUCGUGCUGGUUCAGGUCAGAACUUCUAUUUCGAUGGUGUCAAUCUAUAUAUUAAAUUUGUAGAUUUGGCAGCAACAGGUAGUUCAGAUGAGUAUUUUGAAAGAAAUGGAGUUCGUGUUUACGGUGUAAACUGGGGUUUGUAUGUACAUAUCCAUGCUAAUUGUGCAGGUGCAGUCAAUGAUGUAUGCCCAGUUACACCUGAUAUCUUACCAUACAUGGUAUAG